AUUUCAGUUUCAUAUUAACAUGAAAGUAUGUUAGAUGUUGUAAUUAUAACUGUAAGAAAGAGAAAAAGGAAAAAAGAAAAACUGCUUUUUGAAUUACGAUCGCCACGAAACGAGGAUUUUCUGAUGGCAAACAGCGCAAGAACAAUCGUCACUGUAUCAAAAUCGACAUGUCGACUCCUUCGUCUUCCUCCUUCUUCAGCUUCCAUUAACCUCCAUACCCCAUUCUUUCUCUCCUAUCCUCCGCCUCCAAAUCCCAACACCAGAAAUGGAAUACCCAUCUCUCGUUUUUGCUCGCCAUUUAACACCUCCUUCCAUGGACCAACCUUCUCUUCUUCCACUCGAACCCCAUCCAUGUCCAUUAAUCUACAGUCCCAUGCCUUUGCACGAAACCCCAUCAGAUCCAAAACCCCUAAACCCGGACAUCCCCUUUUCCCCGAUUCAUCCUUCGAAUCGCUGAAAACGAAGCUUCUGACCAAAACCCCUUUGAUAUCUUCUCCAGAUUUCAAAAUUUUGCCCUUCAAGAAGGGUUGGCCUUUGGUUUCUUGCAAUGGCGGGAAGGGGAAUGGUGAUUCGGCGUCUGGUUGGGGUCUGGGUUGGAUUAGCUUGGCUGAUUGCAAAAGUUUAUUGGCAUUGCGUGGUUCGCAGCUGACGGAGGAUUUGUUCGUUUAUCUUGGUUCUUCUGUUGAAGAUGAUGCUGUUUACUGGGCCAUUGACUUCUCCGGUGAGGAUGAUUUGGAUGAGGAAUUGGGUCGGAAACAGCUCAGUUUUAUCGAGCUGCGAACGCUCAUGGUGGCAACGAAUUGGUCGGAUUCAUGGGCAAUGGGACAAUUGGCUGUUGCUGGUCAUGGCAGGGCUUUGCUAGAUUGGCAUAGGACAUCACGUUUCUGUGGACAUUGUGGAGAAAGAACAGUCCCAAUGGAAGCUGGAAAACGAAGGGAAUGCUCCAAUCAGUCAUGUAAAUUGAGGAUUUUCCCUCGUGUCGAUCCUGUUGUUAUCAUGUUAGUCAUUGACCAGGAGAAUGACCGUGCACUCUUAAGCAGGCAAUCGAGAUAUGUGCCCCGAAAAUGGAGUUGCUUAGCUGGUUUUAUGGAGCCAGGAGAAAGUUUGGAAGAAGCUGUGAUAAGAGAAACCUUGGAAGAGACUGGUAUUGAAGUUGGAGAGGUGGUCUAUCACAGUUCUCAGCCAUGGCCAGUUGGACGAAGCACCAUGCCGUGUCAAUUGAUGGUUGGGUUCUUUGCAUAUGCGAAAUCACUUGAUAUCAGGGUGGACAAGGCAGAGUUGGAAGAUGCUCAAUGGCACAAAAGAGAAGAUGUGAAACGAGCUUUGACAUUAAGUGAAUACGAGAAGACACAACGAACUGCAGCAGCCAAAGUCGAACAAAUGUGCAAGGGAGCUGAAACCAGACACAGCGGAGAUUUCAAUGCUGAAGAUAGUGGACUUGCUUCCAUGUUAUUUCCUGGCCCUUACGCAAUAGCUCAUCAACUUAUCUCAUCUUGGGCAUAUCAAGACAAUGGAAAAUGAAGCUGAAGCUCAUAUGCAUCAACCAUGUGAUCAACAUUCCAGGAUGAAUUUGAUACAGCAACUUGGCUUCUGGCUGGGGCUCAUUUGAAUUGCAUAGUGCCUGGGCAUUGACAACACAAAUUCAAUUGUGUGAGAGUCGUAGUUAGGAAUACAUUAGGAUUAUUAGUAGGAUAUUAGCAAGGGCGUAAGGAUCAUUAGAUUAGAGUGCCUUAGGGUUUAGUUUUAAAUAUAAUGUGUUGGGGUUCUUAGAGUGAAGAUUUCGGUAAGAAUUUCCAUUAUGAAAAUUUGAAGCCCUCUUGAAAAGUUAUUGGCGUCUUUUAACUUCUUUUAUAUUGCAAGAUAUUACUAUCUUUACUUGUGUUCUUUAUUGUUCUUUGAUUGUUAUUUUAUUAGGAUAUGACCUAAUGAGACAAAACAAUCAAGAACAUUAAAGAACGAAAAGAUUGUAAUAUAUUGCAAUACGAAAGAAGUUGCAACAUACCAUCAAUAGCCUUUGAGAGAGCUAUCUCUCUCCCAAAUUCCCACAAUGGAAUUUCCUACCAAAAUCUUCACACCUCUCUAAGAACCGUAACACAGUAUGUUUAUAACCAAGACACUCCUGGCUAAUACCCCUCACGCUCUUUCUAAUAUCCUACCAAUAAUCCUAAUGUAUCUCUAACUUGGGCUCUCACGAACUGUUCCUUCCUUCUAAACACAGAAUCCUUUUACUUGUUAUCUCAUUGUCUGAAAGACCAAUGUGUAGGCGAACAUUCUUCACAUACUAUGUUUUUUUCAUGACAGCACAUGCUUGUUCCAGAUUCAUCCACUUGGUUCCGAAUACCAUCUGUAUCUGUGGCUGUAGCUAAUGAAUUGAUGUUUGUCACUUGAUGAUAUUGGUUUUACCAUUGGCUCC
Messenger RNA from Cucumis melo (muskmelon), 2413 nucleotides. Its product is annotated as nudix hydrolase 19, chloroplastic-like. Gene Ontology annotation, molecular function: NADH pyrophosphatase activity; metal ion binding. Gene Ontology annotation, biological process: NADP+ catabolic process; NAD+ catabolic process. Lineage: Eukaryota; Viridiplantae; Streptophyta; Magnoliopsida; Cucurbitales; Cucurbitaceae. The record is from RefSeq and is a predicted model, not a curated record. Gene Ontology annotation, cellular component: cytosol. Bases 28 to 1521 code for a protein of 497 amino acids. The transcript has 6 exons.